AUUCAAGUAAGUCUAUAAUAUAUUCAGACCAUUUUUCACCAUCAUAUAAGUCUGUAAAAUCUAACAUGCCAGUCAACCCAAAGCUAUCAACGGCACCCCACAAAUUAAAGAAAAAAUCACAACAAUCAGUAGUUUUUCCUGAAAUUCAAAAAAAUGAACCCAAUAUGGUAACAUUAAAAACAUCCUUAAAACCUUUGGAAAAAAGUGUUCAAUAUUCAAAAAUGGGUUCAAUGAAGAAGGCACCAUUAACAAAACACACUGGUAAAACCAUUACCUCUGAUUCUAUUUCAUCCAUUUUUGAUAAAACAAAUUUGCACAAACCCCAUUUGAAAAGACUACAUGAUGAAAUGAAGAGGCAGUUAAAAUGGACAGAAGACAAACAACAAAGCAAAAUUGACGCAGUGAAUAAAUCUCUUUUGGAUACCUCACUUACGGGAACCAGUAGCACUGACAGAAAUAUUUUGAAAAGAGAGAAAAAUAAAAUCAGGAUGCAACGUCUUAGAUCUGAUCCACAGUACAGGAAAGCUGAACAAAAUGCUCAAAGAAUAACACGUUCUCAGUCCCAUGUGAAAAAGAAAAUUCAAAAACACAGACACUUGAAAAGGUCUGAUCCAGAGUACAGAAAAAACGAACAACAAUCUCAGAGACUAAAACGUUCUCAGGUCGAUGAGAAGAGCAAAAUUUUAAAGUACAAUCAGUUGAAAAGGUCUGAUCCACAGUAUAGGAAAAGUGAACAAGAAUCUCACAGACUAAAACGUUCUCAGGUCGAUGAGAAGAGCAAAAUUUUAAAGUACAAUCAGUUGAAAAGGUCUGAUCCACAGUAUAGGAAAAGUGAACAAGAAUCUCAGAGACUAAAACGUUCUCAGGUCGAUGAGAAGAGCAAAAUUUUAAAGUACAAUCAGUUGAGAAGGUCUGAUCCACAUUAUAGGAAAAAGGAACAAGAAUCUCACAGACUAAAACGUUCUCAGGUCGAUGAGAAGAGCAAAAUUUUAAAGUACAAUCAGUUGAGAAGGUCUGAUCCACAGUAUAGGAAAAAGGAACAAGAAUCUCAGAGACUAAAACGUUCUCAGGUCGAUGAGAAGAGCAAAAUUUUAAAGUACAAUCAGUUGAAAAGGUCUGAUCCACAGUAUAGGAAAAAGGAACAAGAAUCUCAGAGACUAAAACGCUCUCAGUCUGAUAUGAAGACCAAAAUUCUGAAACACAAGCACUUGAAAAGGUCUGAUCCUUAUUACAAAGUAACUGAGAGAAGUAAAAAAAGGUUAAAAAGAUCUGAUCCAGAAUUCAGAAAACACGAAAGAAAAUCUGAUUCAUUUGCUAAAUGUAAUAAGAGACAGAAAAUCAAUACCAAUCUUCAACAGUUAAUACAACAAUUCCACAAAAAAGUUGCUGAAGGUUGUACUUACACAUGUUGUAUAUGUCAACAACUUUGGUACAGACAUACUGUGAUAAAUUCAGAGUCUAUCAUGAAUUUAGAAAAUAAUGCAGUUAAACAUUGCAAAGAAACUGGUGAUUUAUUUGACAGUAAUUGGAUAUGUUUAACAUGCUCUUCUCAUUUGAAAAAGAACAAAAUUCCUCCAUGUGCUAUGGUGAACGGCCUGUCGUUUCCAGAAAAACCCAGCUUCUUGGAUUUAAAACCUUUAGAGUGGAGAUUAACUAGCCCAAGGUUAGUUUUCAUGAAGCUUCAACAAGCUCCACGUGGAAAACAAUACAAAUUAGAAGGAAAUGUUGUAAAUAUACCAGCAGAUGUUACAUCCACUGUAACAAAGUUACCAAGAACUGAGGCAGAUAGUUCUACAAUUAAAGUUCAGCUCAAAAGAAAUGUGAAAUUUAAAAAUUAUGCAUAUGCUCAGAAUGUAAGACCUAACAAAGUACUUGAAGCUGCAGCUUGGUUAACUGCAAAUGGAAAAUUAUAUCAAGAAAAGGGAAUAACUGUAGACACAACAUGGAAAUUAGCAGAGAAUCCCUGCAGCUCUGACACAUUUGAACAAACAAAAAAAGAGCAUACAACUGUUAAUAACUUGAGUGAGGAACAAAUAAAGGAAAAUACCACCUACUUGGAGAAUAUUUAUGUUCAGUUGAAACUUCUUUCCAUGGGGUUUAUGGAAACAAGACUAGGAUAG
Molecule: messenger RNA, 2120 nt
Organism: Lingula anatina
Lineage: Eukaryota; Metazoa; Brachiopoda; Lingulata; Lingulida; Lingulidae
Source: RefSeq, a predicted model, not a curated record